Morone saxatilis (striped sea-bass) is the source of this 4866-nucleotide messenger RNA. RefSeq names its product protein mono-ADP-ribosyltransferase PARP6. NCBI's taxonomy places the organism in Eukaryota, Metazoa, Chordata, Actinopteri, Moronidae. Gene Ontology annotation, biological process: endoplasmic reticulum unfolded protein response. Gene Ontology annotation, molecular function: NAD+ poly-ADP-ribosyltransferase activity; kinase binding; protein serine/threonine kinase activator activity. The transcript has 23 exons. The coding region runs from base 414 to 2327 and encodes 637 amino acids. Gene Ontology annotation, cellular component: nuclear envelope; endoplasmic reticulum tubular network; membrane. The record is from RefSeq and is a predicted model, not a curated record.
GCAGUAGGAGCAGAGAUCUGCAAUAGAUAAACACACAGCCACACACACACCAGCUGGAUUGCUUGCAGACACACCACAAUCACUGAGAGAUAGACGCCGAAGAAUUGGGGGAUUGUGGCUCUGGUUCCUCUAAUAUCUUAUUUUAAUGGGCUUACUGUCAUCUAUUGUUUCAGUGGAAAACAGCCACCGAGAGAGAGGGGCAGGUGUGCCCUUUAAGAGGGGGAGCAGCUGAAGCAAGGACAGCAUCCGAGUCUCCAUCCUCUCUGGAGGUUUUGCAAUUCUGAAGAGAAAGAAAGAGAGGUGGUCAGUCAAGUUUUCUGUUCUCGUUCCUUCCACCUGGAAAUAGGCUGCAAUGGUUGGCAGUAAUCAAAGGCCUAAACCUGUCUGAGUGAGCCUUAUGAACAGCAGACCCAAUGGACAUCAAAGGCCAGUGUUGGACAGACGAGGAGUCGGACGGGGAAAACGAGUCAGAACAGUUCCUGUAUGGCAUUCAGGGAAGCUGUGCUGCUGACCUGUACCGUCACCCUCAACUGGAUGCAGACAUUGAGGCAGUAAAAGACAUCUACACAGACAGUGCUGUCUCUGUUAGGGAGUAUGGAACCAUCGAUGACGUGGACAUCGAUCUUCAUAUUAACAUCAGUUUCUUAGAUGAGGAGGUUGCAACAGCUUGGAAAGUUAUCAGAACAGAGCCCAUUAUUCUGAGACUGCGCUUUUCUCUUUCUCAGUACCUCGACGGACCUGAGCCGUCAGUAGAAGUGUUCCAACCCUCCAAUAAAGAAGGCUUCAGCUUGGGCCUGCAGCUCAAAAAGAUCUUGAGCACGUUCACCUCACAGCAGUGGAAGCACCUCAGUAAUGAGUUCCUCAAGGCCCAGCAGGAGAAAAGGCACAGCUGGUUCAAAGCCGGUGGAACCAUCAAGAAGUUCCGUGCCGGGCUCAGCAUCUUCUCCCCCAUACCCAAGUCUCCAAGUUUUCCUCUGAUCCAAGACACAGUUUUAAAAGGAAAGCUAAGUGUCCCUGAGCUGAGAGUGACCCGCCUGAUGAACCGCUCUAUCUCAUGUACCAUGAAGAACCCCAAAGGGGAGCUCUUCAGCUAUCCACCAAACAGUCAGACUGUGGCUGUCCCGGCGGCCAGGGCCCCAGCGCAGAUUACCACGAGGCAGCUGAUUGAAUUGUUUUUCUCAUCCCAGGCGGGCGGCCACUGCAAGAACAUCCCUACCUUGGAGUACGGCUUCUUAGUGCAGAUAAUGAAGUAUUCAGAGCAGAGGAUCCCCACGCUCAACGAGUACUGCGUGGUGUGCGACGAGCAGCACGUCUUUCAGAAUGGAUCUAUGUUGAAGCCGGCUGUGUGCACCAGGGAGCUGUGUGUGUUCUCCUUCUACACUCUGGGUGUGAUGUCAGGAGCUGCAGAGGAAGUGGCCACUGGAGCAGAGGUGGUGGACCUGCUUGUGGCUAUGUGUCGGGCUGCUCUCGAGUCGCCCCGUAAGAGCAUCAUCUUUGAGCCCUACCCAUCAGUUGUUGACCCAAAUGACCCCAAGACUCUGGCCUUCAAUCCAAAGAAGAAGAAUUAUGAGAGACUGCAGAAAGCGCUGGACAGCGUCAUGUCCAUCCGGGAAAUGACCCAGGGCUCAUAUCUAGAGAUCAAGAAACAGAUGGACAAACUGGACCCUCUGGCCCAUCCCCUGCUACAGUGGAUUAUUUCCAGUAACAGGUCCCACAUCGUCAAGCUGCCUCUGAGUAGGCAACUGAAAUUCAUGCACACCUCCCACCAGUUCCUGCUGCUCAGCAGCCCCCCGGCCAAGGAAGCUCGUUUUCGCACUGCCAAGAAGCUAUAUGGCAGCACCUUCGCCUUCCAUGGUUCCCAUAUAGAGAACUGGCACUCUGUUCUGAGAAAUGGACUAGUCAAUGCCUCUUAUACCAAACUGCAGCUGCAUGGUGCAGCGUAUGGAAAGGGCAUCUAUCUGAGCCCCAUCUCCAGCAUAUCUUUUGGAUACUCAGGAAUGGGGAAAGGACAGCACCGCAUGCCCACCAAAGAUGAACUGGUGCAGCGUUACAACCGAAUGAACACCAUACCACAGAGCCGCCCAAUACAAUCAAGGUUUCUUCAGAGCCGAAAUCUGAACUGCAUCGCUCUGUGUGAAGUGAUCACAUCUAAGGAUCUGCAAAAACACGGCAACAUUUGGGUGUGUCCAGUUUCGGACCACGUCUGUACUCGCUUCUUCUUUGUGUAUGAGGAUGGCCAAGUAGGAGAUGCCAACAUCAACACCCAGGAGCCUAAGGUGCAGAAGGAGAUCAUGCGUGUGAUUGGGACCCAGAUCUACUCCAGCUAAUGGAGGUUCUCCAUGCGUCUCUCUGGCGGGGACACACAGGCAGGCAGACAGCGAAUGUUUGGGCGAGCUGAACUUGGGCCUGAUACUGAAGGCAGAGGGAGCUCUUGAGCAUAUUAUUUCUAAAGUUGUUUUGUUCUGGUCCUCUCAUUUCUCUCUCUCUCUCCUUUGUUCCUCAUCUCCGAGUGGUUAUGCAUUACAUGUUCAUUUAACAUUCAGUUAGGUUCACCUGGUUAAAAUCAGUCUGCUUUUUUUCAGUUUGUGUCACUUCAUCAGAUACGUAACACACUGAUAAAGAAAAAAGUAGUCACUUGUGUGGCUCUCCAAACAUACACACACUUUCAAACCCAGGAUCGACUGGGCUUUCUCCUUUCUUGCUGCACUCUGACUGGUCCUAAUUAUCUCUAUUUAUCAUUUCUCUUUGUGAAUAUCUAGUAAAAAAAAAAAAAUCAUUCCAAAUGAUAAUUAGAUCCCUUUGUGGCAAAUAAGUGAUGGAUUUACAUGCACAUAGAAGUUUGUUCUCUUAUUGUGUUUGCAAAGGCAUUAUAUCUGAUCCGUUUAUUUAAUAUUCUUUGACUAAUGACAUGAAUUAAGGUCUGUGACGUGGUUAUCUGAGGGGCAAGCACUGUUCUGUCAUUUUGUCCUUGUUCGCUGGAUAAAGCUCCCAGAAUUUAAUAAGCGAGGUGUGGCUUGAACUCAAGUUACAUACACUAUAGGCACUUUGUUUUUGAUAACAUUAUCAAAUUUAAAAAUCCAUUAGCAGUAUUAUGAUGUUUCAGUACAGGAUUAAGACAGUUCUGAUUGAUGAUGCACUUUCAAAACCUCACUGCCCCCAAAUCUCAAACAAGCUGGAAAAAAAAAGAAAAAACAGCUACUUUUAUCUAACUGGACAGAAGUGUAACAUGGCAGGUCACCAACAAGGGUCAUACAGUUUCCUCACAGCUCCAUUUAAUAUUUUUGGUUUUGACAUGUACUGAAAUAAUGCUCUGCAAGGCAAAAGGGCUGAUAUUACUGCUAAUCACACUGCAAAUCAACAUUCACAUGUGAGCUUUUUGCACCUUAAAAUGACUUUAGUUUGUUGUUUUGGUUUGCUGAGGUUAGCCGCUGUUCCUCUAGCCAAUAAUUUCUUAAUAUUUCUUACAUCUGCCUGUCUGAAAAGCUGAAGCAGGAUACUUUGGUCUUAUAAGAAAAAUGGCUACCACUUUGCUUACUCGAAAAGUUUGAGCAGCAGGACAUUUUUGAAUUUGUCAUCUUCAUUUGCUACAGUGCUCAUAAGGUUUUGACUACGUUAAAGACUUGUGAGAGCUGCAGUUCUUGAAUGCUGUGAAUGAAACAGUGUAACAAGGCCCAGUUGCAUUGAGUUUGGUUUGGUGUCUGCUCCUUAGUUGUCAAAAAUUGAUUUAUGGAGGAUAUAUCAGGCUAAAACCCUAAAUGGGUCAAAUUGAAGCUGUGAGGUUUACCCCUCAACAACAGCAAUAUAAAUACAGUAUAGUGAUUCAAUUAUACAUAUAUAACCAUCCUCUCACUCUUGUUAAAAAAAAAAAAAUGUGGAUUGGGUUUAAUCUGUGGACGUGUCAUAACUGUUGCCUAUGUUCAAAAAACAACCACAAUCUGUUGCUUGCCAUUUUUUUCCAAGUAGUCAUCACUUUUUCUUUAAGUGGUGGAUAUCUCAUUUUGAAAUGAAUCUCUUUGUGUAUGAACUACACUUCCCAUUGGAUUCACAACCUACAAAAUCCACUGUACAGAAAAUCAUGGACAAUUUUACCAAACUAUCUACUAACGGUAUCCAGUCCAGGUGAGCUCAUAUCCUCCCCAGCCCUGACUAAUGGACACUGGAUGAUAUAGAUCUGCAUUAAUGUGCAACUCUGGUUUCACCUUGGAGGAUGGCAACCUUGUAUAGCUAAUCAAGUUUAUCAGUUAGUCAUGUACUGUAUGUAUGUAUGUACGUGUGGGUUUGUAUUUUCUUGACAUUAUACUAGACAUUGCACUUAUUCAACAUUUGCCUAAACAGGAGAAAUGGACUGUCCUCGGACCUGCAGUAGAUGGGUAGUGGAGAUAAAGGGGAGAAAAAGUAUUUAUGGAGUCCACAAACACUAAAAUAUCCAACAUCUUAAACAUGUCUCAACUGAGAUGGGCUUUCGUUGUCUCCUGGAACUAAAAUUCUGACUACUGAAUGGACUUUGAGGCACUGAGAGUGAGCAAAUUGUAAAUAAGGACAUUGGAGACCUUGUCGAAAUGUAUUGCCCAGAAAGAAGUGGACAUGUACAGCUUACUCAUUGUGUUGCGGGACUGUGCUGAUAGCAAAUGCCUGUUUUUGCCAAGAGGUUUGAGCUGCGAGUCUCUUUGAGAAUCUGUUCUUUGGCAGUCUGUCUCUGGUGAGUAAUGUUUUCAAAGAUGAUGUUGACGACAAUGAUGGUGAUUAUGAUGAUGAUGAUGAAAGGCGACGAUGAAGGAAAAAAAGAAAAAGAAAAAAAGAAUAAAGCCUGAUUUUGCACAGUUUUACAUACAGUCUCCUAUUCUUUGAUGUUUCUGUAGAAAUCAG